This is a messenger RNA of Ictalurus furcatus (blue catfish), 6046 nucleotides long. RefSeq names its product tensin-3. Lineage: Eukaryota; Metazoa; Chordata; Actinopteri; Siluriformes; Ictaluridae. Gene Ontology annotation, molecular function: protein binding; phosphatase activity. Gene Ontology annotation, biological process: dephosphorylation. The coding region runs from base 428 to 4321 and encodes 1297 amino acids. The transcript is spliced from 27 exons. The record is from RefSeq and is a predicted model, not a curated record.
AGGGAGAGAGGGAGGGAGGGAAGGCGGGAUCAGAGGGGGAGGACUCUGGGACUGCUAGGACUUGUGGUGGAGUCUCUCUCUCUCUCUCUCUCACUCUCUCUCUCUCUCUCUUUCUCGUCUCUCUACAGUUUGGAGUUGAGUCAGAUGAGAGAUCUGGUCCUGACCGUGAACGUGAGUGUAUAAGAAACUCCGUUAAAAUAUAAAACACAUCCUGGACUUAAGUUUGAAGCAGUAGUGUCUAUCUCCAGCUGCAACUACGAUGACAAACAACUCUCUCCUUGGCACAGUAAAGAGAUGCAUUUGAACUUUUCCUGCUAGUACAAAUCCUAAAGGAGACGAAGGAAAAGAAAAGGAAACAGAAGAAGAAGAAGAAGAAGAAGAAGAAGAAGAAAGAGAGGAGGACGAGGCGCACUUUUUGAAAUCAAAGAUGGAGGAAGGCUACGAACUUGACCUGACCUAUGUGACGGAGCGCAUCAUCGCCGUGUCCUUCCCGCAGGCCUGCUCCGAGGAGACCUACCUGCACAAUCUGAAGGAUGUCACGCGCAUGCUCAAGUCGAAACACGCCGAUAACUAUUUGGUGAUCAACCUGUCAGAGAAGAAACAUGACCUGACCAAGAUGAACCCUAAGACUUUAGACACGGGCUGGCCGGACCUGCACGCUCCUCCUCUGGACAAGAUCUGCACCAUCUGUAAGGCCAUGGAGAACUGGCUGAACAACGACCCGUUACACGUGGUGGUCAUCCACUGCAGGGGAGGUAAAGGCAGGAUCGGAGUCAUCAUCUCUUCCUUUGUUCACUUCACGGACAUCUCCGCCAGCGCAGAUCAGGCACUGGAUCGCUUCGCCAUGCGAAAGUUCUACGACGAUAAAGUCUCUGCUGUGAUGACACCGUCACAGAAAAGAUAUGUAUGGAUCCUGAACAGUCUGCUCAGUGGCUCCAUGAAGAUGAACGCCUCACCUCUCUUCCUGCACUGUAUCAUCCUACAUGGGAUUCCCAACUUUGAAAACUCAGGGGUGUGUCGUCCGUUCAUAAAGGUGUAUCAGGGCAUGCAGGUCGUCUACGUCUCCGGAGUGUAUCACAUCGGACCAGGCCACAGACACAAGGUGUGCAUAGCCCUGGAGCCGGCGCAGCUACUGAAAGGAGAUAUAAUGGUGAAGUGUUUCCAUAAAAGCAGUCCGUCUCAGCGAGAUCUGGUCUUCAGACUGCAGUUCCACACCGGAGCCGUGCAGGGAUACAGCUUGAUGUUCGAGAAGGAGGACAUGGAGCAAGCCAACAAAGAUCCCAGAUUUCCGGAUUACGGCAAAGUGGAGCUGGUGUUCUCUGAGGGCCCUGAGAGGAGCCAAGGAGCUGAUCUCUGGCAGAACGGUGCCGCUGUGUCGGUGGACUACAGCUCUACAGACUCGCUCACCAGAUGGGACUCGUACCAGGACAUGUGCAAUGGGGAAGCUCCUCCUUUGCAGCCCCCGAUCGCAACCCUGGACAAAUUCUCACCUAAACGAAGCCAGGGCAGCACAGUCAUCCUUAGCAGAUCCAACCGCACCACAUCCGUCACUUCCAGCCCCGAGCAUAGUGAUCACGCUCUUUCAGCCAGCAGUGACUCUGGUCUCUCGAGUGCUUCCCUUUGGACUGAGCGCUGCCCUGUGUCUGGUGGAAAGUCUGCUGGUCCCAGUGAACAGGAGAAGGCAGAUCUGAAUCGCCUGCUCACUGGAUUUGGGCUCGAUGAGCCUCGGACAGAUGACGGAAUGGAGCUGACGUCCGCCUCUCGGGGAGUACUUCAUCACCCGGUGCAGGUCCAUAUAAACGGCAACUCCAGGCCGAAAGAGCGAGAAACCGACAUCCUGGAUGACGAGGUCCUGAUGUCGGGCCACGACCUGCGCAGUGUGGACAGUCUGGGGACUCUCUCAUCAUCAUACCACAAGAGCAGUCAAAACUCUCUGCUCUCUGAUGGCUUCUGCAGCCCUGGCGUGAUUGAGGACGUCCCACAUCAUGGCACAGCGGCCAUGGAAGAAUUUGAGCGAGCAUACGCUGAGACUCGGAGAAACUGCCUCGCCAAGAGAACGGUCUCUGUUCCUGUCACCACCACUUCCAGCACAGCUUCCAGGGGGCAGCAAUUCCAGCAAGGAAACUACUCCACUCAGACCUGGGUCCGCCAGCAGCAAAUGGUAGUGGCCCCGCACUACUCCUACCUGCCCGAGGAAAGUGGAGUGGAGGAGAACUUCCACAGGGACAAGCAAGAGAUUUCACCCAAAGUGAUCCUUAGUGAUCAAAACCAUGCUGCUCUGAACCCAAAGGUAUCUCCAAGCCAGGAGAGCGAGAAAAAUCACGACGAGGAGUUUAACUCCCUCACAGUGGACAUUGACAACUCCAUCGACCAGCUUAACCAGCUGAUCCUGGACUUGGACCCUACAUUUGUGCCCAUCCCAACACGGACCAAUUCAGUUAAAACAAAUGGAGGGUCUACGGCUAUGACUACUACGUGUAACAGCAAGGGCUUGACGCUCAGACUCAAUGAGAACAACAGGAAUCAGCAGACAGCCGUCCCACCUGCCGGAGAGAGUUUGCGCACUCUGAGUCGUCAGGGCAGCGAAGUGUCCGAGCACUUGACGGUGUGUGUGCGGCCGGCGUGGGAAACGGAGGCGGAGUUUGGGGACAGACUGACAUACACACACAGUGUAGCUCCACCACAGCGAGCUCCUCUGUACAGAGCAAACAGUGUGGAGUACCGAGGUCCGAGCGCUGGACUGGGCACAGGAAGUGACACGGUUCCUCCAACACCGGCCUUCCCCAUCUCACCACCCACACCUUAUGUGAAGAACAUGCCGGAAUUUACGCACUUCGCCCAGACGCCGUCUCCUAGCACGCCGAUGUAUGGAGGCUUUAGGACCGAGCACGAUAUGAAAGCGUUUGCGGAUAUUAUGAGGCAUGACGAGAGCAGAGUGAACGUGUCUCACAGAGCCUUCCAACACUCCCCGCCCACUGGAGGAGAGAUAACCCUCACAGACAGCUCGGGUCAGUCCUCCUGCCCAGAAGGGGCGCUGCUCAGUCACCACACCUCCAUCAACUCCCAACACCCCGGCCCCAUGGGUUACAACCAGAACUCAAUUCCAUCCCACCAUCCUCACCCACACCCCCCUCACCCCACCCCCAAUGCCCACAGCGCUCCCUGGGGCAGCCAGAAGACCCGAGUGGUGCAGUACACGCUGAACCAUAGCCCAGCGUUCAGCUUCGACGAGGAGCCCGAUGGUCUGAGCUACGAGCCCCAGCAGCCGCCACUUCCUGAAAAGAUGCGCACCUUGGACUGCGACCGUUCGUUAGGUUCGGUGUCCCCGGCACCUAGCGGGUUCUCCAGUCCGCACAGUGGGAGCUCGCUCUCUAUUCCCUUCCCCAACUCACUGCCCGAUUUGCAGACCAGGACCACCAGUAUCAGCCCGCUACCAGACGUCCUGGUGAGCAAGCAGGUGACGGUAAAGUUCGUCCAGGACACUUCCAAAUACUGGUACAAACCAGACAUCGCGAGGGAACAGGCCAUCGCAGUGCUGAAGGACAAAGAACCCGGCUCCUUCAUCGUACGCGACAGCAACUCGUUUAAAGGCGCCUACGGAUUGGCUAUGAAGGUGGCCACGCCCCCUCCCUCCGUGGUGCAGCAGAGUAAGAAGGGUGGAGAUUUGUCCAAUGAGCUUGUCCGUCAUUUCCUGAUUGAGUGCACACCUAAAGGAGUUCGACUGAAGGGCUGUCCUAAUGAGCCUUACUUUGGGAGUCUGACUGCACUGGUUUGUCAGCACUCUAUCACACCGCUGGCUCUGCCAUGUAAACUCAUCAUUCCAGACAGAGAUCCACUAGAGGACACUGUUGAAGCAGCACCACAGUCCAUCACCAACUCUGCGGCCGAGCUUCUGAAACAGGGAGCAGCGUGUAACGUGUGGUUCCUGGGCUCUGUGGAGAUGGAGUCUCUGACAGGUUACCACGCCGUGCAGAAAGCCACCACAGACCUGCUGAGCUCCGAGCCUGCGCCUUCCUCCACCGUAGUGCACUUCAAAGUGUCCUCACAGGGCAUCACUCUCACUGAUAACCAGAGGAAGCUGUUCUUCAGGAGACACUACGCUGUCAACACUGUUAUAUUCUGCGCUUUGGACCCUCAGGACAGGAAAUGGAGACGGGACGGAUACCCAUCAGCUAAGAUUUUUGGUUUCGUAGCCCGGAAGACGGGCAGCGGCAUGGACAACGUGUGCCACCUGUUUGCUGAACACGACCCCGAGCAGCCCGCCAGCGCCAUCGUCAACUUCAUCUCCAAGGUCAUGAUCGGCUCGCAGAAGAACGCCUGAUCUGAUCAGCUCGACAUGUUAACCAGGAGGCGCCAAAUCAACCCCAUUCACCCCCAUUUUCCCUCUCCAAAUGGACCUGCUGUCCACUGAUGAUGACAUCACACUGUGUGUCACAUGAGCGCAAACUCUACAGCUAUCGUUAAUGAGGGAGGACUCUUAUGGAGCGCUAAAGAGAGAAAACGUGUGUAGGUUGGGACUGUGCUGCUACUCAGCUUUAAAAUAAAAGUGUAUGUUAAGUGUCAUGUAUAUUGUAUAUGUAUGUAAUGGUAUGUAACCAAACUGUAUUUAUUGUAUUUUUUUCUUUGCAGAAUAUUCACGUUUUUCAGGAUAUAAACUUCAGAUUGCUUGUGUCUUACGUGCGGGGAAUUAUUGUUGAUGUUGAGUGUUCUCUCGCUUUUAUUGGAACUUUACUACUGACCAUCUAUUGAUGAACGGCGUAUACACACUCAUAGCUGGGCCAGUUUAGAGGACUAGUUAGUUAGCUGUAUUUUUUAUAAAGAACUAUGUGUUUAUAUUUUAAAGGGCUAUAUGAACUAAGUCACUAGUAUUUGUAACAAGACCAAAAACCUUUUUUUUUUUUUUUUUUUUUUUUUUUUUUAAUGUAGCUGGUAGUUAGAGGGUCUGAUCGUAAAAAUUUCCCUGUUUUUUUUUAUUUUAUUUUUUUUUUUUAUAAAUCUGGCUGGUAGAUGAGGGUUUCAUUCAAAAUGUCUUUCUUUCUUAAAUGUGGCUGUAGUUAAGAGUUUUAACUGCAUUUAGGUUUUUCUUUUCUUUUGUUUUUUUGUUGUUGCCGGUAACUGAGGGUAUUGAUCACGAAUUUCACAUUUCAUAUAUAUAUACAUAUGUAUAUAUAUAUGUUGUUUUUUUUUUCUAGGGGGAGGGCGGACCCCCAAUGUUGUGCAUCUCAUUUCAUUUCACUUAAGCUUGAUUCUGCCUAUGCAAGAUGUGUAUUAACUACAGCAUAACAAGUAAGGGCUAAAUGUUAAUUCACAACCUUGAGGUAUUUUUUUCUUUAAGGAUAAAUAUCCUAUUUUCUAAAAAGCAUUUAGGCUGCUUGCCCAAAAACUGGACCAAUAAUUAUUGUAAAAGUGAUUUUCAUGUUUAUUUGAAAGCAUAGUAAAAGAAAAAAAAAAACUGUAUUUUUCUAUGUAAACCUUAAUAUAUUCAGUAUCCAGUGGCUUUAUGUUACAUUGAACAGAUCAAUCGUUGUACUAAUGUUGUACUGAUUGCUGUUAAACACUCUGCCGGUGUAUAGGAGUGAUUGUUUCGAAAGCGUCAUGUUGAUAAAGGAAUAUAUCUGAACAGUGUGUACUCUGAUUGUAGUAUUACAGUGUUGCGUAUCUGUUAUUAUGUAAAUGCUCAUGCUAGUUUUAUUACAGUUUAUCUCUGAUGCUAAACAGAUCAAAGACAAUGUUUUUUUUUUCUUCAUUGCUGCUUCAUUACAGUGAAGUGAUUGAUGGGAUGGGGUGGGAUGGCAUUGAACGACAGAAUAAACACUGCGGACUCAUCGUUGGGUGUCGGAUCAGUGCAUCGCUCGGUAAGACUGAAAAUAUAUGAGAGUGUGUUAUAUGAAAUAAAAACACUUAUAUGAAAUAAAACACUUGAGAAUGUGCUGUUAUAGGAAAAUAAUCAACGACAGGCUAGUGUGAUAAACCCGAGUUACUGUUAUCAUCUCGAAGUUGAUUAUUUUCCAAAAACAGGACAUCCCGGAGUUUGAUUCCUCUUCUA